AUGUCAAGCCGAUGGGACUCUGCCAACGCGGAGGCCUCGGCCUCUUCCGCACAGCCCUCCUCCUCCUCAUCCUCGGGCAACGCUGCCGCUGCCGCUGCAGCCGCCGCCGCCAAGAUCGCAGCACAGCUCGCCGCUCAGAUGCCAUCUUCAUCCGCAAACAACCAAUCUGCCUCCUCUUCUGCUGAAGCGCAGAACAAGGAUGCCACGCGCGACGCACACGACGCGGACUUCACCCACGACAUCGAGAUCAACGACCAGCGCAACCGGUACGUCCUCACAAGAGGCCAAACACAGCAGCAGAUCCACCGCGAAACCGGAGCCAGCAUCACAACCAAGGGCACAUGGUACCCAGACAAGGCGCUCGCCACCAAGGAAGACCCGCCACUCUACCUCCACAUCAGCGCCAUCUCGCAGCAGAUCCUCGAUGCCGCCAUCGCCAAGGUCAACGAGCUCAUGGCACAGGACAUGCCACAGCUCGUCGAAGACCGCCACCAGCGCCGUCUCGACUACGAGAAUCAGCGCCCGCCACCGAGAGAGCGACGCCGAUGGCCAGAAAUCAAGAUCCCCAUCAACCUCGAAAGCAUCCGCAACUUCAACAUGCGCUCCAAGAUCGUAGGUCCCGGCGGCAUGUUUGUCAAGUACAUCCAGAGCGAGACGGGAACACGCGUACAGAUCAAGGGCCAGGGCAGUGGAUUCAUCGAGAGCGACACUGGCACCGAGCUGCCUGAGCCCAUGCACAUCGCCAUCGCUGGGCCAGAGGACGACCAGAUCCAGGCAGCAAAGGCGCUCGCCGACGACCUUAUGGAGGUCGUCCGUGCAGAGUGGCAGAAGGCGUUCGACGCCAUGAACGGCGGAUACGGUGGUGGGCCCGGCGGGCAGCAGGGCGGAUACGGUGGGUACGCAGGCGGUGCGGGUAGGGGCGGCGGCGGCGGCGGCGGCUACGGCCGUGGAGCGCCACAUGGGCGAGGUGGCAGCCCGAGCGGAGCCGGUGGGUACGGACACCAAUCUCCGCACGCAGGCUGGGAGCAGCAGCGCGGAUGGAAUCAGCAGGCCUCGCAACCAUACUCGCAGAGACACAAUGGCGAUCCCGUUCCGCCCACGCCAGACGGUGCUCCACCGCCGCCACCGCCCGAAGACGACGCUCCGCCUCCGCCGCCCACGGACGCCGGCAACGCUCAGCCCUACUCCAACCAGCCGCGCAGCAGCGGUCGACCACACGCCUCGUCACCCGCCGGCUCCUCACCCCAGACCGGCCACCGCAGCACAGCAGCAGGAGCAGCCGCGAAGCCGGCAGCAGCAGCCAAGUCGCCCGAGGAGGAGGCGCUGGACAAGUACUGGCGCGAAUACGUCGAGUGGGAAAACAGCUUCCGCGCCUACCACAACCGCGCACCCACCAAGGACGAGGGCGGCCAAGACGUUCCGCCGCAGUACCGCAAGUAA
This is a messenger RNA of Moesziomyces antarcticus, 1440 nucleotides long. RefSeq lists its product as uncharacterized. The record is from RefSeq and is a predicted model, not a curated record. The coding region runs from base 1 to 1440 and encodes 479 amino acids. Gene Ontology annotation, molecular function: RNA binding. The transcript has a single exon. Gene Ontology annotation, cellular component: nucleus. NCBI's taxonomy places the organism in Eukaryota, Fungi, Basidiomycota, Ustilaginomycetes, Ustilaginales, Ustilaginaceae.